AUCAUUAAAGGAUAUUCGAACACUCAUCUUGAAGAAUUUAGAGUUAGGAGACAUCUCUAUCUUAGGAAACUUGUUGAGUCUUGAGACUUUUUGGUUUUAUGAUUGUUAAAUCAUUAAAUUACCAAUAGAAUUUUUGAAAUUAAAGAAGUUGAGAUCAUUGUAGGUAGAAGGAUGUGAAAUUGAAGAGAAUAAUCCUUUUACAGUGCUUGAAAAAUGCUCACAAUUAGAAGAGUUAACUUUUAUUGGUAAUGAAUGUGAUGCUAAAGAAGAAGAUGCAAUUUCUUAAAAUAGAUCUCUUCUUACAUUAGAUAAAUAUUGUAUAUCUUCUGAUGAUCUUUUAGAUUAUUUUGAAGAUCUUGGUUCCAUGUCAAGAUACUUUCAAAUGGACAAACUAAGUCAUUUAGUCUCAGAUGCAACAUUUAAGAAACUUGUGGAAAGAGCCGAACUUCUUAUCUUGGAAGGCGAGGGUGAACAAAGAAUAUGGAAGAAUCUUGUCCCGGAUCUUGUUGCAAUAGAUGAGGGAGGAAUAUUGAAUGAUUUGAUUGUUCUUCAUUUGUGCUCAUAUCCUCACAUGGAGUGCUUUGUAAAUGCUAAUAAUCUAUCUAGAUUUUUUGAGAAAUUAGAGAUUGUAGAGUUGAAAGAUUGUGAGAGAUUGAAGAGCAUAUUUUCUAAUGGUAACUUCAACUUAUGUCGUCUCAAGUCCAUAAGAUUGGAAGAUUGUCUAAUGUUGACAUCAAUUUUUCAGCCAUCCACUACUCAAAGUCUUGAGGAACUGGAAGAAUUAACAAUUAAAGAUUGUAAUAAGCUGGAACACAUCAUAAAUGAUGAAGAUGGUGAUAGUAAUCAAAAGAGUUACAAUGACUUACCGUUGUUCCCAAAAUUUAAAAAUUUUCAAAUUAAAGGGUGCAACAAAUUAAGAGUAAUAUUGCCAAUCCUAUCUCCUGGAGGCCUUCCAUCUCUAGAAAAGAUAUGUAUAUGUGAGAGUGAGCAGUUGGAAUACAUAUUUGAUAAGUUCCAAGAGGAGGAAGAUCCUAUUCUCCCCUCACUAAAAGAGAUGAAACUUUGUGGAGUACCAAGACUAAGUGGAAUUUUUAGAGAAUAUGAGCAACUCAAGAGUUCAUCAAUACAAAAGCUAUUAUCUCCACUUUCAAGACAAAAGUCCAACAGGAUACAUCAAAGUCCUGCCACGUGUGCUCUCUCUUGGGCUCAUGCAUGCUGUUUUCCCAAUAAAUGGAGGCCUGCUAAUGAAGAGACCAAUCUUGCUGUUUCUAAACAUAGACCACUUGACCACACAAACCUAAUGGGAUUACUUGUAUCAAAGAAAUGGAUUGAAACUGUUGCUACCAUUGGGAGACAGCUACUCCAUGUUGUUCAUAUCAAGAAGAUGGAACUUGCAGAUUUCUCUUUAAAUUCAAAAUCAACACUGUUCACUUUAUCCAUGGCUUCAAUGAUAUUAUGCGAAGAAUUGACAAUUAGCAAAUGUGAUAGAUUGAAGCACUUGGUAACCAGUGAUGAAGAUGAUUAUAAAGAUCAAAAAAAGUGUAGUUCCAUUUUUCCAAACUUAAAGAAGCUAGAAAUCAGGGAGUGUAAUGACAUGGAAUUUUUAUUUUCAUCCACAAUAUCAUUAGAAAUUAAAUAUUUAAGGUCUUGGACGAUCAGAGAUGCUCCUAAACUAACACAUGUUGUUGGGAAAUACUAUCAUGAGGAUCUUUUAGCAAAUCAAAAUCAACAAAAUGAGCUGUACUUUGAUCUCCCUGCUUUGGAGUUCCUUUGCUUUGAAGGUGUACCAAAUAUGAUAAGCAUUUGUGUCAAGAAUUAUUAUUUCUUGGUACCGCCAUCUCUUCAUACUGUUUCUUUGGACAAUUGUGGCAUCAUAUCUUUUAUUGAUUUUGAUCCUUUGGUCGAGGGAAGAAUGCUUGAAUUGGGAAAUCAUAAAGGUAUCACUCUUGUUAACUUACUGUUAUUUGUUUUGCUUUAUGCAUCAUAA
Molecule: messenger RNA, 1987 nt
Organism: Prosopis cineraria
Lineage: Eukaryota; Viridiplantae; Streptophyta; Magnoliopsida; Fabales; Fabaceae
Exons: 2
Coding region: 365-1987 (540 amino acids)
Source: RefSeq, a predicted model, not a curated record